Messenger RNA from Mixia osmundae IAM 14324, 380 nucleotides. RefSeq lists its product as uncharacterized. The coding region runs from base 119 to 319 and encodes 66 amino acids. NCBI's taxonomy places the organism in Eukaryota, Fungi, Basidiomycota, Mixiomycetes, Mixiales, Mixiaceae. The record is from RefSeq and is a predicted model, not a curated record. The transcript has a single exon.
UUUCUGUUUGGCAAAAAGCGGCCAGCGCUGUAUGCAAUCAACCCAAAGAAGCCAAGAGUCAGAGCAAAAAGCAAGCCAAUGAGCAGCCCAGCGAAAGUAGAGAAAGCGCACACAAGCCAUGUCGAAGUCCGCUAUGUUGGAAGCCGAACAUGGACCUGCGAUUCCCUGCGAUGCUCUGCGAUACCCUGCGAUGCUCUGCGAUACCCUGCGAUGCUCUGCGAUACCCUGCGAUGCUCUGCGUGCAUUACCUGUAUUCCUGUCCGGACGCGCGACCGGUAUGCAGUCAGAGUCAGCAAGCGCUCAGAGGAGCAUGCAGUGAAGCACUUGCUCGGCAUCGAUACCAGCGCAAAAGUCGAAAGCCAAGCAUGAACAUCCUGAGC